CAUCUGCCGAAUGCAUGAAUGUAAUUGUUGUUUUACUACUGCACACAGUUUGGAUGUAAAUGAGCGAAAAUGUGCAAAGAUGAUAAAAUGUUGAGCAGAAAGGUGUAAGUGUUGAAGCUGCCAUCCUGUGCUCAAGGUUUUGUGGCAGCCAUGAUGGAUGUGAUCUUCAGACGCUGUCACUCAAACCUCGGGUGGGUAAUUACGUCGUGGUCUAAUUAUAUCUAAACAAAAAACAGUGAUGACAUUCAGCAUGAAAUCUGUGAAGUUCACAUUCAAACGCUAUUUGUUUGAUGUACAGAGGCUGUUAUUUGUGGUGGAGGACACCCAGGAGAUCAAGAAGGUUUGUAAAAAGGUUUCCUUCCAAUGCAACCUGAAUAUAAAUGCUUUAAUAUGCUCAUCCUGAGAUUCACCAAGCAUAACAUGUCAAGACUCGUGUGUGGUGUGAAUUAAACUCCAGAGCAACCCAAACACUGCGCGCGCACGCUCGCGCGCACUCUUAUUGUCCUUCUCUGAACCUGAAUAAAUUAUGGGAUGCACUUGGCACUGGGUCUCUGCCAUCACAUGAAUGAGAGAAUGGCUUUGGAUGAGCGGGACCCUGGAUACUGCGAGACAGAUACGAUCAUAUCAACAUCCAGCAGCGGAAACGCAACGAAUGCCCAGGUUGGGGUCCUCCCAGCGGGGCGAGGCAGCAGUGUGGGCGGGGCCCCUGUCGAGGACAUGCAGGCGCUGUCAAUCACUUCUCUGUCCGCCUCCGAAGUCGAGCAAGAAUUCGAGCUGAUUGGUCCUCUGGGCAAGGGCACCUACGGCAAAGUCGACCUGGUUUUGCAUCGGAAACAGGGCACUAAACUGGCUCUGAAGUACGUGAAUAAGAACAAAACAAAACUGCGCAGUUUUCUGCGUGAAUACAGUCUGACGGCUGCUCUGAGCUGCAGUCCGUUCAUCAUCAAAGUGUUGAAUGUUCUGUUCGAGACAGAAGAGAGUUAUGUGUUUGGUCAGGAGUAUGCACCUGCGGGAGACCUGUUUGACAUCAUCCCACCUCAGUCUGGUUUGCCAGAAGAAAUGGUCAAGCGCUGUGUUCAACAGCUGGGUUUGGCUCUGGACUUCAUGCAUAGCAAGAGUCUCGUCCACCGGGACGUGAAGCCAGAAAACGUUCUCCUCUUCGAUCGCGAGUGUCGACGUGUGAAAUUGGCUGAUUUGGGAAUGACACGGCGGACGGGCAGCAGAAUAAAGCGGAUCAGCGGCACAAUCCCCUACACCGCGGCUGAGGUGUGCCAGGCCUCCGUAUCGGAGGGCAUUAUAGUGGCGACGACCCAGGAUGUCUGGGCAUUUGGAGUUUUGCUGUUUUGCAUGCUUACGGGAAACUUUCCUUGGGAGGCUGCGUUGCCUAGCGACGCAUUUUUUGCAGAAUUCCAGCGUUGGCAGCGAGGGGCGUGUCCACCCGGCGUCGUGCCAUCCCAAUGGAGGCGCUUUUCUGAUGAUGCGCUACGUAUGUUCGGCCGGCUGUUGGCGUUGGAGCCGGAGCGUCGCUGUGGUGUCAAAGAGGUGUUUUACUUUCUGAAAUACGAUCUGCUGAAUCAUCAACGCCGUAGAGCUUCCUGCAGGGCAUCUAGGGGAGGUUCCAGCCGUUGCUCCACCCACAGACACGCAGACCCCUCCCCUCCUUCAGGUACUGCCUGUCUACGCCCCACCCCCCUCAAACGUAGCAUCUUGUCCGAGCCGCAUUCUUCACGGGAGGAAUCUUCCAAAAGCCCAUCACCGAAUCGACAAGACAAGAGUAAAGUGAUGAUGACCACGCCCAUUGAAAUUUGCGUAUGAAGCCAAUGGAGUCACAGCUUAUUAAAGCCUAUGUGUCUCACGGUGAUGACCUGAGGUUUUUUAAAGGAAAAAGUGGCAAUAUUACUUCCAACGUCUAUUGGGAAAACAGGUUUGCAUAAGGACAGCAGCGUGAUGGGAGAACUAUUAUAAAACUUUGGUUACUUUGGACGGAUCUAUACAAAACUUUUCAUGAAUUUUCCCCUUUAAAAAAUGUACCUCAUGACAAACUUCAUACUAAAAUUUACCCUCAUGUCAUUCCAAA
Molecule: messenger RNA, 2077 nt
Organism: Misgurnus anguillicaudatus (oriental weatherfish)
Lineage: Eukaryota; Metazoa; Chordata; Actinopteri; Cypriniformes; Cobitidae
Source: RefSeq, a predicted model, not a curated record